CCGAUCUGUAAAAGGGUUGUUAUUUCGCGCUUGGUGAGGAUAUGGGCGCCGCGACUAGGGUUUCAACGCCACUCACUGCACUAACUGAACGAUGAUUGUGAGGGAGAGUCCGAAGUCUGGAGUCAGGAGAGAGCCCCAGAAUUGGCCGCCGAAAUCGCCGCAUGAAGCGCUUCUCAGCUCACCCUCUGGACGACGCAAGUACGAGCGAGAGCGACAGCGCAACUCCGUUUCCCCUUCACCUGUAAAGCGCCGACCCGCUUCGAGAGGCCAGCCAGAAGACGAUGAAGACGAGGAGGAACUGGAGUUGCAGCUCCAAGCUAUCCAGGCCAGGUUGAAACUUAAGCAACUGCGGCGAGAGAGGGCACGGCAGGCGGCGGAGGAUGACGACAAUGACAGCACGCGAGCAGUAUCGAGACCCAACACUGCGGCGGGUUUACGGAGAGUAGAAUUACCGAGACCCCACUCUGCCAUUCAGGUUCCCGUGUCGCCCACAAGGAAUAGGCGGGCGCCCGAUGAGCAAAAGAGUCCCGCAAGGGUGUUAUUGGGGAUUGAUAAAGGACUGAGAGCACAGGAUGUCAGCUUGAAGCGGGCAGCAAGUUUCCAUUCAAGAAGUAACGCAAUGUCUGGAACAUUAUCACGGUCGAACUCGGCGAAGGCAGCCGAGACGCCCAGAGCGAAGUCAUUCAGUGAGCGGAUCGCAGAGAGCAGAGAAAAGGACCGAGAGCGGGAAGAAAAGCAGUCUAGGAUUGAGAAGAGCAGAAGUCGAGGGUUUGGCCUGAACAAUCCCGAUAGUUCAAGAGAGGGUGCAUCUUCACGGGCAGGCUCCGUGCUCUCAUCUGGUGCACGAAGUGGGCAGGGAAUGGCACCACCGGCAAGGAAAGGCUCGGAUCUGCUCAAAAGUCGUUCAAGUAAUGAUUUACGAACACCUUCCACUCCUCGACCUCCCUCCAAUCUCUCGACACGCUCAGAAGCCUCUCGAGCACCGUCGACAUCCACAACGACUUCCCGAACGUCCUCUAGCACACUUCGAACCACCACUACCUCUAAGUUCUCCACAGACAGCUCCUCGUUCAACGACGACAGCAGGGAUGUAUCCGUCUUUGAGUCCUUCUCCGGUCUUCAUCUCAAGUCUCGCGAAAUGCAACACAACACACUCACCCGUAUGCUGGACGGCAAGACCAUUUUCACGAUACCCCAACUUCUCAAAUCCGUAAAAUCACCAGAAUAUGAACCUCCGGACAUGGAAAACGAUUACGUGGUUAUCGGCAUCAUUUGCUCCAAGUCAUCACCUCUGACACCGAAGAACGCUCGACGAGAACAGUCAACAAACAACCCAGAAGCAAACGCGAACCAGAGCGGCAAAUUCAUGGUAAUCAGGCUCACAGACCUAAAAUGGGAACUAGAUCUAUUUCUAUUUGACACUGGGUUCUCACAGUUUUGGAAGUUGCCAAUUGGCACUUUGGUUGCAGUCCUGAAUCCUGAAAUUAUGCCUCCACGCAACCGCGAUACUGGAAAAUUCUCGCUCAAGCUGGCAAGCUCGGACGACACCGUGCUUGAGAUAGGCACAGCACGCGAUCUGGACUUCUGCCAUGCGAUAAGAAAGGAUGGUAAAGAGUGCGGGCAGUGGAUCGAUGGCAGGAAGACAGAGUUCUGUGACUUCCACAUCGAGCUACAAGUCGAGAAGAGUAAGAGGGGGCGUAUGGAAGUCAACACGAUGACUGGGUUCGGCAAAGGCCCCGGAGGCAGCGGAGGUAGAUUUGGCAUGUUCGGCGGAGGAGGAAAAGGUGGGGGUCUCAAAGAAGACAGUCUUAGGAGGGAAGGCAAGUUCCACGAUCGAAGCCUCCAUGAGACUGUGUACAUUGCGCCCGGUGCGGGUGGAGCAGCAAGACUUCUAGAUGAAGAUGAUUCAUGGGAAAGGGGAGCUAGUCGGGCAGAGCUGCAUCGGAAACGACUUGCGGAGAAAGAAAAAGAGCGCGAGCUUGCAAAGAAACUUGGAGAGAUUGGAAGCGGCGUAGGAAGCGACUAUAUGAAAGUCAAAGGUGUCGACACAUCGAGUUUACCUGCUAAAUACGAUGCUCAUCUUACAGAUUCGGGUGGGACAACAGAAAAAAGUGCUCUGUAUGAUGACCCCUUAGGUCUCGUAGGCAAAAGGGCCGACGACGUCUCUCUCGCACCUGUUAAGCGCAAACGAAUGCUCUCCGGAAAAUCGACAGCCUCAAGUGAGCCUGUGGGGUGGGGUGGCGCUUUCAAACGCGGUCUUCUUCUCUCUCCGAAGAAAGAUACUCCAUCGUCUGCUCGAGAAGCACGCGAGACGAGCCCUAUGAAGAAGAAAGCUAGACUUUUACUCCCCGAAAAGGGCAUUCGUGAACCAGGCCGGGAUAGCAUCGGGGGACUAGACGUUGGACUACUGGCUGCCAUGGACGAGGAUGAUGAUGACUUGGAGGUGAUAUGA
Messenger RNA from Lindgomyces ingoldianus, 2452 nucleotides. RefSeq lists its product as uncharacterized. The transcript is spliced from 2 exons. Gene Ontology annotation, biological process: DNA replication; DNA replication initiation. The coding region runs from base 92 to 2452 and encodes 786 amino acids. Gene Ontology annotation, cellular component: replication fork protection complex; nucleus. Gene Ontology annotation, molecular function: DNA replication origin binding; single-stranded DNA binding. NCBI's taxonomy places the organism in Eukaryota, Fungi, Ascomycota, Dothideomycetes, Pleosporales, Lindgomycetaceae. The record is from RefSeq and is a predicted model, not a curated record.